Haliotis rubra (blacklip abalone) is the source of this 2086-nucleotide messenger RNA. RefSeq names its product integrator complex subunit 10-like. Bases 11 to 2044 code for a protein of 677 amino acids. The transcript is spliced from 18 exons. The record is from RefSeq and is a predicted model, not a curated record. Gene Ontology annotation, biological process: snRNA processing. NCBI's taxonomy places the organism in Eukaryota, Metazoa, Mollusca, Gastropoda, Lepetellida, Haliotidae. Gene Ontology annotation, cellular component: integrator complex.
UAAUUUCAAAAUGGCUACUGUAGUGGAAAACGUGAAGUUAAGCGAUGUUGAAUGGCUUGUUAUGCGAGCUCGUGGGUUUUCAAAGACUGACAUCUUUGCUGCAAAGGCUUGGUUGAUAACUGCACGAUCUCUGUUUCCAAGAUGCUUUCUUAUACAGUUUGAGUCCUACCAGCUUGAAAAAUCCUCCAAGAAUGUGAAAGAUGCUGCAAAACACCUGGAAGAGAUGCUGAAGAAUUUCCCCAAUGAGCAGCGUCUGUGGAUAGAGGUGCACACAAUCCUCGAAGCUCUACAAACGGAGUCCACCGAUCAGAAGAGCAGUUUCCACACAGAGAUAUUUGCUGCGUUCCCAACCCACAUCCAGUGUCAGAUGCUGCUGAAUGUUGCCGAGAAAAUCUCAAAUGUCUUGGAGCGAUGUCGCCUGCUACUGCUGGCCAUGAGGAAAUUCCCCAAUCUGGUGGUGGAGCAUGGGCUGAAGCUGGUGGAGUUGCUGAUGUCGGAGGAGAGACAGAGUGGAGCAGUGUCCCCUGUCAACUGCUACAGAAAACUUUUAGUGUGUGACACACUGCCCCUGGUUCUGACGAAGAUCAGUCACCUGUCAAUCUCGGACGUUGAGCUGUACACCUGGUUGCAGCGAUCUGUGGAGUUCUACAUCAGCUAUACCACACAGCCAGUCACACAGGACGUGUCACAGUCUCCAGAUUUAUUGUCCCCGACAAAGACUUCAGCGAAGAAGUUCCCAAUGAUCCCCGGGCUACUGGACAGAGAGAGUCAGGUGACUGACCCCUGGGGCAGCCUCUUCAAGCUGCUGCAGUUGUUUGGUGGCCACCUUGGAUGGGAGAUGGAGGCAGACAUUUUCAAUAAAUCCAGAGACUACCAGUGGCAGUACUUGUUAGGUGUCUACAACAGCAUUAAACAGAACCCCUCUGAGCGUGGACAGAAACACAUCCUGUAUGUUGCAACGGUGCUGUUUCUGCAGUGUCUCUAUAUGUACGUCAGUCACGUGGAUACAGAAAACCUCUCAGGUUCAAGUUUGUCCUCCCCACAUGUUCCAGUUGUAAUCCUGGAGAAGUUCCGCUCCGAGAACGGCGAGACACAGAUUCAACCAAAGAUAAAACGUCUCCGUCAAGACAACCCACAUCUCCCACAGAUCAUGUCGUCCACCAACAUCUCCAGCUCCCAGUUCAUCAUCCAAAACUUCAUCACAGCCAUGAAAUGUUUUGAGCUCCUGCACUCCUCUGAAGAUCUGCGCCGAGGUCCAGAUCAAGUUCAUGGAGGAUGGAACUCUGGUCAUGGAGGAUGGAACUCUGUGUCCUACCAGGGAGCCUUCCAGGAAGCUGUUGCCCAGCUACAGAGCUACUACAUGGGAGCCAAGGGCAAGAUGAAGACCAGACUCUCGCUGCAGCUAGCCUCCAGUUUCUACUGCCUGAGAAACUUAUCUAAAGCGUGUGAGCUUGUCCUUGAUGUUGUCGCCUCAUUGCCCGAACAUUCCCCGACGUCAGUUUCCACCGAGGAGAGUCAGCCUGGGUUCAAGUCACUGACAACAUCAGGACCAGUCCGACAUUUGAUACUCAUGCAGUGUUCCGAGUGUGAGAUUGUUCCCUUCUGUAUACAGCUGCUCAUCACUUGCUUGAAGGAGCGGAUAUCCAACCACAACAAUGACCUUAACCUUGGUCACCUGAUCGUGUUGCUACAAUACGAUUGGCCAAAAUAUGAGAGUAUAUUCCUGGAGGUGAUUCAGAAGAUCCAGAAACAGGGCAGCUUCACCUACAACCUCUUCUUCUCCUACGUCUUCAACAUGGAUAUGCUUGAGGAAUUAGCUUUCUUGGACACGCAGGAGGGAGGGCGAGUCAGCCUAGACAUCAUGCCCACAAGUACACGUGCACUUGCUCAGCAGCGGACAGUCACCCGGGGGGUCAACAAGGGUGUGAAGGAGGACUUCCGGGCCAGUCUAGAGAAGCAGGUGAAGACUGUCAGUGACCACAUCAACAAAGUCCUGCUGUGCUUCAUGACAGAGGAGAGAGAGUUGCUGCUCCAGAACAUUUAGCAUCAGAGUUGUACAAUUGUAAAUAAAUGUACAGAAACCUUC